Molecule: messenger RNA, 982 nt
Organism: Cimex lectularius (bed bug)
Lineage: Eukaryota; Metazoa; Arthropoda; Insecta; Hemiptera; Cimicidae
Exons: 3
Coding region: 547-954 (135 amino acids)
Biological process (GO): sleep; positive regulation of voltage-gated potassium channel activity; regulation of synaptic transmission, cholinergic
Source: RefSeq, a predicted model, not a curated record
AUAACCUCUGCUGUUGCGAACCCUCGUAAAAAAAAAUUCUAUGUGAAAAAAAGACACAGUCCUGACCAAAAAACAUAAAGCAGGUAAUUUCUUCUUAAGUGCCAAGUGAGUGCAAUUGUUGUAGAAAUAACGUACCUAUUUCCAACGAUCAAUAAUAUGACAGGGUUUAUUAAAGUUUAAACUGAGAAAACAGGUGAAAAGUGAAAAAUUCUUGUUUUGCUUACUUUGCUUUAUCUCUUUCUAGUCUAUUAAAACCGUAUAGGUCUUUCUCAAUUUCACACUUUAACACAAAACAUUUUUAAUAUUAUAAAGAGGCACCGGAUGUUUGUAUGGAAACAAAUGUCAACAAAAGAGAGGGUGGGACUGGGGUGAAUUAGUAGUUGGUGGGGGCAGCCGAAAGAAGGGUGUCGGGAUCGGCACAGUAAUAGCAAUCGUGCACGGCUCGAGCUUGGGUUCGAAACGCACUUUUUCCCUGGAACGAUCACGUCGCAAACAUAAUAAUGAUCACCACUUGCUAGGCCUCAUUGUGACCGGUUUACAGACAUCAUGACACGGAACGUAUGUCCUUUAUUUGUAAUCUGCGUUAUAUCAUCCCUCGUUCAAUUAGGUUGGGGGCUUGACUGUUACAAAUGUAGCACCAUUUAUUACGAAGACUGCAACGAUCUGCAAGAUAUUUCCAAAGCAGAAGUUGAACUAUGUCCUCAAAACGGCGGACAGCGUAAUUUCUGCGCCAAAUAUACAUUUUCGUACGACAAUAAAAAAAUGACACAGAGAAGCUGUGCGACCGUUGACGAUUGCAAUUUGGGGUUAGAGAUGUUAAAAUCUAUGUAUUCCAUCGACGUCUUGAAAUCCUGCGACUUCUGUACUGGAAAACUGUGCAAUUCAGCCACAAAUGUAGAUGUGACUGUCACUUAUGUCGUCGCCUUGUUAACAACUGUUUGCAUGCUUUUGUAGUUUACUUACAAUAAAGAUUUUCUUUUGU